Messenger RNA from Ilex paraguariensis (yerba mate), 5357 nucleotides. The record is from the annotation of a GenBank genome assembly. Lineage: Eukaryota; Viridiplantae; Streptophyta; Magnoliopsida; Aquifoliales; Aquifoliaceae.
GCCUCUUCAUGGGUUUCAUUUCUUCUUGCUCAUUUAUUUGCCAGACUAUGACCGGUUUUCGGCAUUGUAUGAAACUUGCUUUCCCGUUCUCAGAGCUGAGUGGGAAUUGUUAAAGUCAGUGGAGAAUGUUGUAUCUGCGGAGGAGUCCCACACAAGAAUGCUUGAAGUAGAAUUCAAAGGAUUCAUUGGUCAUCUGUUCGACACCAAUUUCAAAGGAGCAAAUGCUAAGAUUCUAAUUUACACAUUUUGGAUGUUACUGGAGGCGUUUAUUACAACAACACCCGAGGAUGUCUCUUUGGAUAAUAAUGCGCAGUGGGUAUACACACUUCAGGAUCUAUUUGUCUUUUUUGCGAAUCAGCCAAAGCAUGUUUUCAAGAAGCAUCUUCAAUACCUUGUCACAAAAUGCAAGAUGUCUCCAGUCCAACUUCUGUCAAAGUUUAUUACUGAAGAAGGUGUUUGUGUUACUGUCCAAGUGGAGAGUCUUCAUUCUUUUGGCUUUAUUUGUUCUCAGUCAGACGAGAGUGUACAUUUUCAGUUACUUUCUGAAUUUCCUUCAGUCCUUGUCCCACUGUCCAGUGAUAACCAGGAUGUACGUAUGGCUGCCAUGAACUGCAUUGAAGAACUGUCUGCAUUGUGUUCCCGUGCUAAUCAAUCCAGAUGUAAAAAUGGAGACAAUGCAGUCUGGAGCCAUUUUCUCGGGGAACUCUUGGUCUUGAUGGUUCAGCAAAAGAGGCUGAUAUUAUCUGACAAAAAUGUUCUCGCCUCAUUUUUUACGUCUUUGCUCAGCUCCUCAAGCUGCAGUCUUUUAGUGCAGCAGAAUAUUGGACAGAGAUUUGAUCAGUCUACAAAAGAUGACAUACUGGCUUUCAUAUUGAGCUCUGCUCUAGGACUUUCUGCUCAUGCAAAGCUUUUGAUGAGGCGCCAUCAAUAUCAUCUUGGGUAUGAUAAAUCGUGCCAUAAAUUGUCAAAAGUUGAAGUUGAAAUUCUUUGCCUUCUACUGGAGUGCUGUACUAUGCCUACUACAUCAUAUGGUGAUCAUGUUUAUGACGAUCACAUAUUGAAGGCGUUGCAGUUAGAUGGUUUGUCCUCGGAAGACCAUGCCAUUAUACAGCCUUGUGUUACUGUUUUGAAGAAUCUCAGCAGUUCCUUUUACGGAGGUUUGAAGACAGAGACUCAGUCUACAAAAGAUGACAUACUGGCUUUCAUAUUGAGCUCUGCUCUAGGACUUUCUGCUCAUGCAAAGCUAAUGAUUCUAUCUUUGCUCAAAGGAGUAGGAAGUAAAGUUAUGUGUAUUAAAGGCAUUGAAUCUUUGUUGUAUGAGCUUUUGAUGAGGCGCCAUCAAUAUCAUCUUGGGUAUGAUAAAUCGUGCCAUAAAUUGUCAAAAGUUGAAGUUGAAAUUCUUUGCCUUCUACUGGAGUGCUGUACUAUGCCUACUACAUCAUAUGGUGAUCAUGUUUAUGACGAUCACAUAUUGAAGGCGUUGCAGUUAGAUGGUUUGUCCUCGGAAGACCAUGCCAUUAUACAGCCUUGUGUUACUGUUUUGAAGAAUCUCAGCAGUUCCUUUUACGGAGGUUUGAAGACAGAGACUCAGAUAUACUCAAUAAGGGUGGACACACCUCAAUUACACUUGUGCAGCACUAGCAGAGGCAAGGUGGAUGAUUCACGUAAAGUGUCCCUGGAAGCACAUGUGGCAGUCAGCAGUCCAAUUGAUGAAGGCGGAAAUUGUCUUGUGAACAAGCAUGAGAAGCUUAUUGUCCCUGUAUUGGCCGUCUGCACUAGCAGAGGCAAGGUGGAUGAUUCACGUAAAGUGUCCCUGGAAGCACAUGUGGCAGUCAGCAGUCCAAUUGAUGAAGGCGGAAAUUGUCUUGUGAACAAGCAUGAGAAGCUUAUUGUCCCUGUAUUGGCCAUUACUUGCUCAAUCAUACACAGGAUGAUUGACAUUGUUUUGGAGCGCGAUGGUGCUUCAAUUGGAUCAGCACAAGGGAAGAAGAAAAAGAAAUCAAUUAUUCAUCAGAAGUCCAACGAACAUCAUGGCGUGAAUUGGCGAGGCAAAAAUGCGCUCUCUUUUCUUAGUUCUCUUCUUGACGUUUUACUAUUGAAGAAAGACAUAGAGAAGAGAACUUCUCUUAUAGGGCCCUUAUUUAACCUUCUUCGCAUAGUUUUUAUGGACAAUGAGUGGAUGCAUGAGGCUGUUGACCAGGAUGAUGCAUAUAUACAAGCUCCAUCUGGCACUCCUCAGUCUAUUUCCAGCACAGUAGUUUACUUUCAACAGAGGCUGCUAUUGAUUCUGGAGGAUAUUAGUGCUUCACUGGUAGCUGAAAUUCCACAAAAGGAUGAUAUUGUUCAUAAUGUUGACCUGGAACUGUUAGUUACAUGUGCCCGCUCUGCACGGGAUGCAAUCACCCGCAAUCAUGUUUUCUCAUUGGUAUCUACCGUAGCAAAGGUCUUACCUGACAAAGUUUUGGACCACAUUUUGGAAAUUGUCACUGUUAUUGGCGACUCUGCUGUGACACAGUGGGACAGCUACUCACAAUGUGUGUUUGAAGACCUUAUAUCUGCAGUCAUACCAUGUUGGCUAUCUAAGACUGACAACACAGACAAAUUGCUUCAGAUAUUUGUAAGUAUACUACCUCAAGUUGCCGAGCACAGAAGGCUCUCAAUUAUGGUACACCUUUUGAGGACUCUAGGAGACAGUGGUAGCUUGGGUUCAUUGUUUGCCGUCCUUUUCUGUUCAUUAAUUUCUCGGAAUAACUUAUAUUGCCUUGAGGAUAGUAGGCACUCUUUGGAUCAUUUAAAUUCUACCACUCGUAUGCAAUGGGAGUAUGUAUUUGCAAUGCAAUUAUCUGAGCAGUAUUCAUGCAUGAUAUGGCUUCCUUCUCUUGUUAAGCUACUUCAACAAAUAGAAAUGGGUACUUGGGAUGAAGAACUGUUUAUGGAACUGCUAGUUGCAAUGCGAUUCAUUUCAGACAAAUUACAGGAUCCUGAAAUUUCUUUCAAGCUUGAUUCUAGUGAAGAAUUAGAUAAAAUUCAGGGAACGGUCGGUUCACUUAUGGAGUUGGUUGUUUCUUGUCUGCAACUGGUUGACUCAAGAAGAAAGCAAAUAGCUGUUCCCACUGUCAUCCGGAAAGAUCUAAAGGAGUACAUGCGUAGUGCUUUGAAAACUAUUGCAAGGUGCCUGGUACCUGCGGUGUACUUCCAAGUCAUUAUUAAAUUGCUGGGCCAUGCAGAUAACAAUGUGAGAAGGAAGGCUCUUGGGCUUCUGUGCAAUACAUUGAAGGACUCUAGCACAGUGGACAUGAAACAUGAGAGAAGGGGAUUGAGAAUAAGCUCAACAAGCUCUUGGAUUUAUCUGAAUGAAAAUGAUCUAGCAUCCUUAAACAGAUUGUGUUUGGAAAUUGUAAAGUUAAUUGAUGAUUCUGAUACUGAGUCAAAUGCUUCUUUGAAACUGGCAGCAGUUUCAACAUUGGAGGUUUUAACCAGCAGGUUUCCGUCCAACGAUUCAGUUUUUAGCAUGUGCCUUGCAUCUGUUGUUGAAAACAUCAGUUUGACCAACUUUGCUCUCUCUUCUAGUUGCCUUCGGACAACUGGUGCUUUGAUCAGUGUGCUUGGGCCAAGGGCACUCUCUAAGCUUCCUUUUAUCAUGGAGCACUUGCUUAGUUUUUCUCGUGAUGUCUCCUCAUCUGUGGCUGCAGAAACCAGAAGUGGUGAUGAUAAUACUUUUAUUGCAUUAUCAAAUUCUAGGGAAUCUCUCUUCAUGGCAAUUCUUGUCACCUUAGAGGCAGUUGUGAGCAAUCUUGGUGGUUUUUUAAAUCCAUACCUUGGAGAUAUUCUAGAACUUGUAUUGUUGCAUCCUGAAUAUGCAUCCAGAUCAGAUCUGAAGUUAAAAUUGAAGGCCGGCAUAGUACGGAAGCUUAUCAUUGAGAAAAUUCCUGUUCGACUUUCACUCCCACCCCUGUUGAAAAUAUACUCCAAAGCUGUCAAAACUGGGGACUCAAGUUUGUCCAUUACUUUUGAAAUGCUAGGAAACUUAGUGGUUACCAUGGAUAAAUCAUCAAUUGGCGCUUAUCAUGCAAAUAUUUUUGAGUUGUGCUUACUAGCACUUGAUCUUCGCCGUCAACAUUCUGUUUUAAUCAAGACCAUAGAUGAUGUUGAAAAAAAUGUCGUCAAUGCAAUAGUUAAUCUGACUAUGAAACUUACAGAGACCAUGUUCAAGCCCCUUUUCAUUCGCAGUGUUGAAUGGUCAGAGUCAAAUGUGGAAGAAAGUGAAGGUGCAGGAAGCUCAAAUAUUGAUAGAGCUAUUUCUUUUUAUGGCUUGGUAAAUAAACUUGCUGAAAGUCAUCGAUCGUUGUUUGUCCCAUACUUCAAGUACUUGCUCGAUGGUUGCGUACUUCAUCUCACAGUUGCUGAAGAUACAGAGAUAGGUCUGACUCGAAAGAAAAAGAAGGCCAAGCUGCAAGUAGCAAACAGUAAAAAGAAGGAUGGCAAUGGUGCAUUGACUAUUGGAAUGUGGCAUCUACGGGCAUUGGUUUUGUCAUCCUUAUAUAAAUGUUUUCUUUAUGACAAUGGGAGCCUGAAGUUUCUCGAUUCAUCAAAUUUUCAGGUUCUUUUGAAACCCAUUGUUUCGCUGCUUGCUACUGACCCACCGACUUCUCUAGAAGAGCAUCCCAACAUACCUUCUGUACAGGAUUUCGAUGAUUUGUUGGUUGCUUGCAUUGGUCAGAUGGCUGUUACAGCUGGCACUGACCUUCUUUGGAAGCCCCUGAACCAUGAGGUGUUGAUGCAAACACGUAGUGAAAAGGUGCGAUCCCGUGUUUUGGGCCUGAGAAUUGUCAAAUACCUAGUGGAGAAUCUGAAAGAAGAAUAUCUAGUAUUAUUGGCUGAAACCAUUCCCUUCCUUGGUGAAUUGCUGGAGGAUAUUGAGCUACCUGUUAAAGCUCUUGCCCAAGAGAUCCUCAAAGAAAUGGAGUCCAUGAGUGGUGAAAGCCUUCGACAAUACCUCUGAUGUUGGUAACCGCUAAAUUCUCUUUUGUUUCUACAUGGAAAAGCUCAGACGAUCUCCAAGGUGACCGCCAUGCCAGAGAAAUGGCAAUAGUACAUUGUGGUGGUGUGCAAUGCGGCUUUUCCGUGGACCAGUUGUAUGUUUUGUACAUAGGUGAUAGUUGUCAGUUUUCAAUGGCAAAGAGACAGCUGAUUUCAAGGAGAUUUUUGUUCACAGGCAUUGUUUAGAAUAGGUGGGAAGAUUAUAGUUGUAAGUUGAGUCAAUUUUGUAAUUUUGAUAUACUACUGUUCCAGACUGCUGGUGUGUCUGUAAUACAUGGUUUUGCUUAUGGAGAGUUCACAAACUAAAUAUUUAUUUC